Molecule: messenger RNA, 2596 nt
Organism: Pygocentrus nattereri (red-bellied piranha)
Lineage: Eukaryota; Metazoa; Chordata; Actinopteri; Characiformes; Serrasalmidae
Product: multiple inositol polyphosphate phosphatase 1-like
Exons: 5
Coding region: 73-1437 (454 amino acids)
Molecular function (GO): acid phosphatase activity; inositol phosphate phosphatase activity
Source: RefSeq, a predicted model, not a curated record
GGGACUGCCUGGCCAACUACCACUCGAACACCACAGCAAACAGGGACCUGACGAAGCUUAGAAAGCGGCAAAAUGGUUGAGGAACUCCUGCGGUUCAACGCGGUUCUCCGCUUUGCUGUUUUCUUAGCUUUUCUCUCCUUUAGCAAUGGUGCUGCGCUGUCCAGUGAUGCAGACAUCCCUACCAAUGCCCAGUACUUCAACACCAAAACCCGUUACCAAGACUUCAACACGUACCUGCGGGAAAAUAUUCUGGCCAUAAACAUCUCCGCGGUGAAGCCUCCAGCUCCAACCUGCACCCCCGUCCACUUCACGAUCAUUGCCAGACACGGCACCAGAUUCCCAACCGCUGAGAACAUCAAGAAGAUCGCCGCUUUUGAUGACCUCGUCAAGACGGAGGCGAAUGGUGACUUGAGUUAUCUGUCUGAACUCAAGGCAUGGAAGAUGUGGUACAAGGAGGACAUGGCUGGGCACCUUACAGAAACAGGAAGGGAAGACCACAUUCAUCUGGCCCAGAGAAUGGUUGAGACGUUCCCCAGCCUGCUGACCAAGGAGAACCUUCAGGGUGGCCGGGUCAAGUUCAUCACCAGUUCUGUACCUAGAUGCAUCAAUAGCACCCUCUCUUUCCAACUAGGACUGAAGGAGUGGUUUCAUCUUGAAGGUGAGGAAUUCCCGUACACAGUGAACGACACUCUGAUGCGCUUUUUUGCCUCAUGUGAACGAUUCGUGGAGACGGUGUUGAACAACCCAGAAGCUGCGAUACAGGCCACCCUCUUCAAAAACGGCCCGGAGAUGGAGACAGUUCAGAGGAAAGUGGCCGACCUGCUUCAGAUCCCUUACGACAAAUUCACAGCAGAUUUAGCGGAGACAGGAUUCUACCUGUGUGCCUACGAGUGGACCAUCCGCGGACUGAACUCCCCCUGGUGCCGGCUGUAUGACAGAGCGGAUGCAGAGGUGGUGGACUACGCUUCAGACCUGGGCCUGUAUUAUAAGAGAGGCUAUGGCCACAAAAUUGACAGCAUGGCCAGCUGUGUCCUCUUCAACGACUUGUUCAACCGCCUUGAAAAAGCAGCCAAUGAGUUCAGGGCUGGCCAGCCUGUAUCUGAGGUGGUCACAGUGGAGAUCGGUCAUGCUGAAACGCUGCUGCCCCUUGUGACACUGCUGGGCCUCUUUAAGGACAAGACCCCUCUCACCGCCGACAACUACGCCUCUCAGCUGAACCGCGCUUUCAACAGUGGACACAUCGUGCCGUACAUCGGUAACCUGCUGGCGGCGCUGUACGACUGCCCUGACGGCUUCAGGCUGCAGUUGCGAGUGAACGAGAGGCCGGUGGAGGUGCCGGGCCUCGAUGAAUUCUCACCUCUGUUUAAGGACGUUAAAGAGCAGUAUCAGCAGAUUCUGGGCUGUAACCAAGAAGCCAUCUGCAAAAUGAGCAAGUAAAAACCCAAAGACUGCACGGAAGCCCCUCGUUGUGCUGAUGUACUACGUUUUAUUCAUGUGUAUUGAUUAAGUAGUGACAGCUGUUUCGAAUUUGUAAAGCCUUGUUUGAUUCUGACAAGGGGAUUAGAACCUCAGGCCUAGACUUAGACAGAGGCUCUUCACUGCCCUCUGGUGGAGCAUAGAGUUCGGACCGCUCAUGUUUCUUGAAUAUUAGAAAGUCUAAGAUUGGAGAGAAGCUGAACUGCUUAAUAAAUAUUCCGAUUUAUUAUCCAAUAAGUUCAAUGUUCAUGAUUAUUUGAAAACUUCCGACUCGUCCUUAAUUCAUCGCUUCACUUUUCUCAGUGUAGAGGCUGGUUUUUCGUCCCAGGGACACUCUGCACCUCCCCUUUCUGAGUUUUGCCCUGCUCUGACACUAAGCUUGGUCCAGUUGAGUUUGUUUAUCCAUGAUCCUGAAUCUAAUAGGGAAUAUCUGUCGACGAGUCCGAUUAGGAGUGUUUUUUCAUUGCUAAAGCAGCUGCACACUGCGGGUUCAUUACAACCCCCUUCUAAAAUGCUUUGAUUGGCUCUGAUGCUGAACUUUCAGACUGGAUUUGGGCCUCUUUGUGUAGCACAGCUGGUUCAACCCAUUGGAUGUUUAGUAAUUGGUCCACAAGUUGAAUCAGACGUGGUACAAUAGGGAACUCAUAAAGAAGGACAGUGCAGUGAAUCUCUAGGACUAAGACUAAGAUCAGUGAGAAGAGGGUCAUAAAUUCCAGUAUCAAAGAGCUGGAAAGCCAACCAUACUGACCGAGGGCUACAGACCAAAAAGCCUGAGGGCAAAUAAGUAAGGAAACACCUGCGAACCACUGAAUACCACCAUGAAGCAGAGAGCAGUGCGUUGAGUUGAUGUUCUAUGUUGGUCUAACUUGUAGGUAGUAUUUUGAUGUCAAGACCACCCAGAUUUGCCCAUUUUCUCAGCUCUUCUCCAGUUUAGGGAUGCUUUUGCAGAUCUAGUUGGUGCAGAGCUUAAAGAAAUCGGUUCUUUUUUGCUCCACAUUGCAGUUCUUUCAGUAAUCAUAGUGCCUGACUGACCAAUCGCUUUUGUGUAAGUUCACAUCACCGCAUCUGUAACGACAGCCGUUUCUCUUCAUUUCAAACACCUGCCGCAAAAUAAAGAGGC